Pristis pectinata (smalltooth sawfish) is the source of this 651-nucleotide messenger RNA. RefSeq names its product FH1/FH2 domain-containing protein 3. Bases 107 to 400 code for a protein of 97 amino acids. The record is from RefSeq and is a predicted model, not a curated record. NCBI's taxonomy places the organism in Eukaryota, Metazoa, Chordata, Chondrichthyes, Rhinopristiformes, Pristidae. The transcript has 3 exons.
UCCAGGCUGACGGGAUCUUUCUGUGCGCAGGUUCCACUCCUUCCUCCUGUACCUGGGCUACCCCAGCUCCUACGUCCGGAAGGCCACCGUCGGCGGGUUCUGCAAGAUGAUCAGCGACUUCGCCCUGGAGUACCACGUGGCCCGACACCAGAUCCUGCAGCAGCGGGAACGCCGGGAGAGGGAGAAGGAACGUCGACAGGGUGUGAGAGGGUUCGGGGAGACGGACUCCCCACCGAGCGUGGUGGCGGUGAGCUGGCGCACGUUCCCGGACUCCAGCCAGCAGCACGAAGACAUGAAGGAGAUCCUGUCCACCCCGGAGCGGAGCCGGAAGUUCGACAGCAGUCUGCCUCGCUCCCGAAGGAAGAAGGAGAUCCUCGACCAGAAGAAGUUUCCCUGGUAACAGGGCCAAGGCCAAGUCAGAAAUGAGGCCUGAGCGUCGAACAGGACGGCGUCCCUGCCUUGUGAAGGAUGUCUCUCUCUCUCUCUCUCCCUCCCCCCUCUCUCUCUCAGUCCCUUUCCUUCCAGCCACGGCUUCGGACUCUGUGGAGCGAGACUGUCCCAGCAUGACCAGCUGGGGCAGAGUGAGAGAAUUCCACAAUCCGGGAAUGUGGUGGUGUUGUGUGGGACAGGCCUGAGGCGGGUCAACCCGAA